AUGGCUAGACAGUCGAUGUGGACGAGGACGAACUUGACAGCAGCGCCUGCAUGUGCUCUGUGCAGACAAUUGACCGUCGGUCGGGUUCCUACGAGGAUACAUAGCGCCUCGUUGCAUACCAGCCCGCGAAGGGACUCUGCGUGGGGUGCUGCCGUUCAGGUCGCCUCCAAUGUCGUGAGCAACGUCGUUAAGAAGGCUUCCAAGGAUGCGAUGCAUAUCGACCCUCUCCGGAGUGUCGCCAAGGAGAUGAAGUUUCUGACAGGCAACAUUCGUAAACUUCUGGGCUCUGGACAUCCGUCGCUCGAUCGUGCGGCCAAAUAUUAUACCCAGGCUGAGGGCAAGCAUGUCAGGCCUUUGAUCGUUCUCCUCAUGAGCAGAGCCACCUAUCUCUGCCCCAAGACACCCCCCACACAUCCUACAGUUACUCACCGAGGCAUCGAUGCUUCAAUAUCACCAGCUCAAAUCCUCGCCGACGUCAACCCUUCGCAGCCUCUUUCAGCCCUCGAACAAGAGAUCCCCGACAGCAACUCUGAUAUCCUUCCCAGUCAAAGAAGGCUUGCCGAAAUCACGGAACUUAUUCACACGGCUUCGCUUCUUCACGACGACGUUAUCGACCACUCUAUCUCUCGACGAGGUUCGCCAUCGGCCAACUUGGAAUUCGGCAACAAGAUGGCUGUCCUGGCAGGUGACUUCUUACUCGGCAGGGCAUCUGUCGCACUGGCUCGUCUUCGUAACCCCGAGGUUGUAGAGCUGCUAGCUACAGUUAUCGCCAACCUCGUAGAGGGCGAGUUCAUGCAGCUUAAGAACACCGAGCGGGACGAGAGAAAUCCCAAGUGGUCUGAGGAGACGGUCACCUACUAUCUUCAAAAGACCUACCUCAAGACUGCGUCUCUCAUCUCCAAGUCUUGUCGGGCCGCAGCUCUGCUAGGCAACACCGAUGCUCUGACAGUUGAUGCUGCUUACUCGUAUGGACGAAACCUGGGACUGGCUUUCCAGCUGGUGGACGACCUUUUGGAUUAUACGCAGACCGGAUCUGAUCUGGGCAAGCCUGCGGGGGCAGACUUGGAGUUGGGCCUGGCGACAGCGCCUCUGCUAUUUGCAUGGAAGCAGAUGCCGGAGCUCGGAGCUCUCGUUGGCCGCAAGUUUGCCCAGGAGGGUGACGUACACAGGGCACGUGAGUUGGUUCUCCAAAGCGACGGCAUCGAGCAGACGCGGGCUCUUGCACAAGAAUACGUGGAUAAGGCUAUUGCAUCGAUUGCAGACUUUCCCGAUAGCGAGGCCAAGGAUGGAUUGAUUGAGAUGGCACACAAGUCGCUGAAGCGACAGAAGUAA
Molecule: messenger RNA, 1332 nt
Organism: Fusarium sp. VM40
Lineage: Eukaryota; Fungi; Ascomycota; Sordariomycetes; Hypocreales; Nectriaceae
Source: the annotation of a GenBank genome assembly